AUGGGGACAUUCGGCAACUUACGUCCAUGCAACUUUGCAGCGCCUUCGCUAGUCGAUAUCUCCCCCCUCAAGGCAGAGGUAUGUCGGGACGUUGAUUUCAACAUCAUUCGCGAACUCACGGGAGGCAUCUAUUUUGGUGAACGGCGAGAGGAUAACGGAGAUGGAACCGCGUGUGAUACUGAGCCCUAUUCGAGGGCUGAAAUCGAGCGGGUUGUUCGUCUGGCUGCUCACUUGGCUCUUCAACAUGACCCGCCACUACCUGUGUGGAGCUUGGACAAGGCCAAUGUGUUGGCUACCAGUCGUCUAUGGAGGAAGGUUGUCACGGAGGUGAUGGAUAAGGAAUUCCCUCAAUUGAAGUACGGCCAUCAUCUAAUUGAUAGCGCCGCCAUGUUGAUGGUGAAGAACCCUCGUGCUCUGAACGGUAUUGUUGUUACCAGCAACCUGUUCGGUGAUAUCAUCAGCGACGAGGCCAGUGUUAUCCCUGGAUCGCUGGGAUUGUUGCCCAGUGCCAGUUUAAAUGGUAUCCCUGACGGUAAGACCAAGGUCAGCGGCAUAUACGAGCCUAUUCAUGGAUCCGCACCGGAUAUCGCUGGGAAGGGCAUUGUAAACCCCGUUGCCAUGAUACUGUCUGUGGCAAUGAUGCUUCAAUAUUCCCUCAACCUACCCGAGGAGGCCAAGAUAAUUGAAACCGCGGUCCGAAAUAUAAUCGAGUCCGGAGUCAAGACCGGUGAUAUCGGCGGAAAGGCCACGACCAAGGAAGUUGGAGAUGCGGUUGCUGCAGAGGUCGAGAAGCUGCUCUCGUGA
This is a messenger RNA of Trichophyton rubrum CBS 118892, 804 nucleotides long. Its product is annotated as 3-isopropylmalate dehydrogenase A. Gene Ontology annotation, molecular function: 3-isopropylmalate dehydrogenase activity; magnesium ion binding; NAD binding. The record is from RefSeq and is a predicted model, not a curated record. The coding region runs from base 1 to 804 and encodes 267 amino acids. The transcript is spliced from 2 exons. NCBI's taxonomy places the organism in Eukaryota, Fungi, Ascomycota, Eurotiomycetes, Onygenales, Arthrodermataceae. Gene Ontology annotation, biological process: L-leucine biosynthetic process. Gene Ontology annotation, cellular component: cytosol.